Trichogramma pretiosum is the source of this 5174-nucleotide messenger RNA. RefSeq lists its product as uncharacterized. Bases 43 to 4998 code for a protein of 1651 amino acids. The record is from RefSeq and is a predicted model, not a curated record. NCBI's taxonomy places the organism in Eukaryota, Metazoa, Arthropoda, Insecta, Hymenoptera, Trichogrammatidae. The transcript is spliced from 3 exons.
AGAAAAAUUUCAUUUUAAUGUUGUAAAUCUUGCUUGUUCGAAAUGCGCUUGGUUCUCUUUACGGCGCUUUUAAGCAUUGGACUUGUUCAUGCAAGUCCAAUUUUAAAAUCCUAUGUGAACAAAGAUAAUUUGUUUCGAGCUAAACGCCAGAUAAUUAAUUGUGACGAUGCGAGCGUUUUUGGUGAUAAUAGUGAGGUGAUAAUUUCAGAUGGGCAGAUUUACCCAGGCUCAUAUUAUGGCAACACUCGCGGGUUAAUAAAUGAUCAAGAGAUAACAAAUAAAAAGUAUGAGUAUUGCAUUGAUAAAAAAGACCUCGAGCAAAGGAAAGUGAAAAUUUGCGGUGAAUCAUCAUCAGAAACGAGUGAUGGAUCAGAUGGAUUCAUCUCUCGUACUAACCAUGGUGUGAGUGAUGAGACUAGUAAUUUUUCAGGUGAGUGCUAUGAUAAAGAGAUUGCAUAUGAUAAUGAUGAAGUGAUAAUUAAUUCUGAAGAGUCUAACAUCCAUGCAAACUGUGAUCAUAGCGAUGAGGAUGGCGAUUUUAAUACCGACGACGAAGCAGAAGGAUCAGAAUGUAGUAGUGAAUACGAUAUCGCAUCGGACGAACAUUGUCAUGAAAGCUCUGAAAAAACGUUAGAUGAAAAUGAAAGAAAACACAAAAAAGAUGAGCAAAAUGAAGAUAAUUCCAGAGAUAAAGAAAAAAAUUAUAGUGAUAACGAAAACAAAAAAAAAGAUAUUGCAACGCAAACGGAUGAAGGUGAGGUGAGCUCUGAUGGCGACCAGAAAGAAAAAUACAACGGGGAAAAAAGUGAAUCACAGGAUGACAAAACGAGUAACAGAAAAAAAAUACACGACGACAGGAGAACUGAAGAAGAAUCAGAUGAAAGAAGAAAAAGUACUCAAAUCACUGAGAAAGAUGAAAAAACUAAAGUGAGCAGUGAUGAGAUUAAAGAUAAAAAGAAAAAAGAUGACAAAAAGGAAGUGAAUAAUGAUAGUAAUAAAGAUUCUAAUGAAGAUGAAGAUGUUAAAAAAAAAUUGAAGAAUGACAACGAAAAUACCAAAAAGGAUAACAGGAAGAAGGUAAAUGAAGACAGUACAGAAGAUUCUGAUGAAGAUAAAGACGAUAAGACAAAAGUAAACGAUGACGAUAAAAAAGUUAAAAGAGUCGAUAAGAAAAAAGUGACUGAUGACAGUACUGAAGAUUCCGAUGAAGAUAAGGAUGACAAGAAAGUAGUAAAAGACGACGAUAAAAGUGCUAAAAAAGAUGAUAAGAAAGUUAAAAAGGGCGACAAGAAGAAAGUGGAUGAUGACAGUACUGAAGAUUCCGAUGAAGAUAAAGACGAUAAGAAAAAAGUGAAAGAUGACGAUAAAAAAGUCAAAAAAGACGAUAAGAAAAAGGUGACUGAUGACAGUACUGAAGAUUCCGAUGAAGAUAAAGAUGACAAGAAAGUAGUAAAAGACGACGAUAAAAGUGCUAAAAAAGAUGAUAAAAAAGUUAAAAAGGGCGACAAGAAGAAAGUGGAUGAUGACAGUACUGAAGAUUCAGAUGAAGAUAAAGACGAUAAGAAAAAAGUGAAAGAUGACGAUAAAAAAGUCAAAAAAGACGAUAAGAAAAAGGUGACUGAUGACAGUACUGAAGAUUCCGAUGAAGAUAAGGAUGACAAGAAAGUAGUAAAAGACGACGACAAAACUUCUAAAAAAGAUGAUAAGAAAGUUAAAAAGGACGACAAGAAGAAAGUGGAUGAUGACAGUACUGAAGAUUCCGAUGAAGAUAAAGAUGACAAGAAAGUAGUAAAAGACGACGAUAAAAGUGCUAAAAAAGAUGAUAAGAAAGUUAAAAAGGACGACAAGAAGAAAGUGGAUGAUGAUAGUACUGAAGAUUCCGAUGAAGAUAAAGAUGACAAGAAAGUAGUAAAAGACGACGAUAAAACUGCUAAAAAAGAUGAUAAGAAAGUUAAAACGGACGACAAGAAGAAAGUGGAUGAUGACAGUACUGAAGAUUCCGAUGAAGAUAAAGACGAUAAGAAAAAAGUGAAGGAUGAGGAUAAAAAAGUCAAAAAAGACGAUAAGAAAAAGGUGACUGAUGAUAGUGCUGAAGAUAAAGAUGAAGAUAAAGAUGAUAAGAAAGUAGUUAAGGACGACGAUAAAAAAGUUGUAAAGGAUGACAAGAAGAAAGUAAAUGAUGAUGACAAGAAGAGGGUGAAUGAUGACCGUACUGAAGAUUCUGUUGAAGAUAAAGAUGAUAAGAAAGCUGUAAAAGACGACGAAAAAAAAGUAAAAAAGGAUGACAAGAAGAAGGUUAAUAAUGACAGUACUGAAGAUUCCGAUGAAGAUAAAGAUGAUAAGAAAAUAGUGGAUGAUGACGAUAAAAAAGUUAAAAAAGACGAUAAGAGAAAGGUGAAUGAUGAUGACAAGAAGAAGGUGAAUGAUGACAGUACAGAAGAUUCUGUUGAAGAUGAAGAUGAUAAGAAAGCUGUGAAGGAUGACGAUAAGAAAGUUGAUGAAGAUAGUGUUGAAGAUGUAUCUGAUAAAAAGAAUGUUGAUAAGAAAAGCCAAGGAAAAGAUGAUGGGAAAGUUAAGAAAGACGACAAGAAGAAUGCCAAGGAUGACGUGGAAAACUCAAAAUAUAACGGAGAGAAAAGUAAAUCUAAAGAAGAUGAUACAAGCGGUAACAAAAGGAAAAUACAUGACGACGGCAUUACAGAAGAGGAUUCUGAUAUCAGACAGAAUAGUGAUACAAAAAAAAACAAUGAAAACACUGAAAAAGAUGCUAUAAGCGAUGACAAAAAAAUCACUAAAAAUGAUAAGAAAAAUGGACAAAAUAACGAUAAAAAGGAUAUAGACAAUGAUAGUGCAGAUGAUUCUGAUGAAGAUAAAGAUGAUAAAAAAACAGUGAAAGGCGACGAUGGAAAAGAUAAAAAGGACGACAAGAAAAAGGGAAGUCAUGACAGUUCUAAAGAUUCUAAUGAAGAUGAAGAUGAAGAUGAUAAGAAAAAAGUGAAAGACGACAACAUUAAGAUCAAAAAGGAUGACAAAAAGCAGGUAAAUGAUGACAGUACUGAAAAUCUUGAUGAAGAUAAAGAUGAUGAGAAAACAGUGAAGGACGACAAGGAGAAGGUAAAUGAAGACAGCACUAAAGAUUUAGAUGACAAAAAGGAAGGAAAUGAGAAAGUAGUGAAGAAUGAUGAGAAGAAGCCUAAAAAAGACGGAAAGAAAAAAGUAAACAAUGAUAGUUCUGAAGUCACUCAUGGUGAAAAAGAAAACGUAAAAAAAGAUUUAAAAAGCGAUGACCAAAAAAUUGGAAAAGAUGAUAAAAAAGAUACGAAAAUGGAUGAUAAAAAGCAGGUGGACGACGACAGCGUCGAAGAUUCCGUUGAUAAAACAGAAGAAGAUAAAAAAUCCGUUGAUAAAACAGGAGAAGAUAAAAAAGUACUGAAAAACAAUGAUGAGAUAAGUAAGAAAGAUGAUACAAAAGAAAAGAAAAAUGAUGAAAAAAAGAAUGAGGACAAUGACAGUUCUGAAGAUGCGGAUGAUAAAGUAGGAGAAGAUAAAAAAAAGGUGGAGGAUGAUGAAAAGGUUAAGAAAAAUAAGAAUGACGAUGAGAAAAACAUAGAGGAUGACAGUACAAAACGUUCUAAUGACAGCGUUGACGAUUCCAAUGAUAAAAUUGGGAAAAAUGAUAAAAAAAAUAAAAAGGAUGAGUCCAAAAAGCAGGUGAUCAAUGAUGACAGUUCUGAAGAUACCAACGAUGAAAAGAAAGAAGAAAAAAAAGUAGUUAAUGAUGCUGAAAAGAAUGACAAGACAGAUGAUAAGGCAAAGGUUAAUGAUGACAGCGCUGAUAUUUCCGAUGAUGAAAAGAAAAACAGUGAGAAAGCCGCACAAGAUGACGAUAAGAAAGUUAUGAAAAAUGAUGACAAAAAGAAGGCAGACGAAGACAAUCCCAAAGACAUUGAUGUUGAAAAGAAAAAAACUACAAAUGUAGUGGAGGUUGCUGAAGAGGAGAAUAAGAAAGAAGAAAAGAAAGAAAACAAAGAAGACAAUAAAAAGGUGUUGAACGACGAUAAUCCAGAUGAGAAAAAAGAUAAAAAUAAUGAUGGUAAAACAGUAGAUGAGGAUGACGAGGAAGUCCGGACAAGAAGCAGAAAUAGACAAACCAGCGAAUCAAAUGGAAACAAAAUUGAUAAAAAUAAAAGCGAUAAAAAUAACAAUGAAAAUUCUUCUGAGGACGAUUCAGAGGAAAGCGAUGAAACUGUGGAAAAUGUUUAUCCUCGAAGCAGAGAUAGACCUUCCAAAAAUACUAAAAGUGAAAACGAUCACAAUGAUAGUAGAUCAAAUAGUCGCAAGCACCCGGACAAUGAUAAAUCUGAGAAUAAUUUAUCGUUGAAAGCCCGUGCUGACUUCAGUAUAAAUAUACCAAUACCAGGUAUAUUGUCAAAAAACUCACCUAUACCAUCAGAUAAUUUGAAAAAAGUAACAUCCAAUAAUUCAAAAAUACAAACCAGUAAUAACAGUAAAUCAACAGAAUUGGUUCCGCGUGAAAAUAAAACGAAACAAACUAUUCCCGACGGAUCUUUCAAAGUAACUGUUUGCAAAGUUAACGCCAAUCCAUCAAUAUCACAAGGGACUAAUUCAAAAUAUCGAUCAUUGGAAUUUAAUAAAAAAGGUAAUGUUGACAACGAACCAGCUAAAGUUUCAUACGUGGUUACUAUCAGUGAUAGCAAAAAUAAUACUGUUAGCAAGGAAAUAUAUGCAACCUGCCAAGUUCACGAAAAUGGUAGUAAAUUAGCUAGCUGCGCUUUGAAACUCACCGACAACAAUACGCAAGAAAUUAAAAAUUCAAAUUUUCCGUUUCAGGCCGAAGUAGAAUUGCAAGAUGUAACUGAUGACAACUCUAGCCAAAUUCUUCAUAUAACUCUUCGCAAUAAAAAUGAUAAUAGUGAAGCAGGAGAUUGUUAUGGUAAAAUCAGCUUAGCGGUUCCUGAAUGCUUUUCAAAAAGCUAAAUGGGCUUUUUGAAAUAAGUCAUUUAUUCUUAAUACUUUUAUCUUCCUGAUAAGUAAAGAGAAAUAUUGACCACAUUGCUCUUCUGUUCCUAGUUUUUAUACUAUGAACUUUUUUGCUUUUGAAAAUAUUUCUUUUAAAAUUAUUCAAUGCAUGUAAUUUAUAACUUGUAAAAAUA